GGAUCGAUGGCGGUCAGACAGACUGGAACGAGGCCGGAAUCACUUACACCAGAGGACUCCGGCAGUCAGAGGCUGCUUUGAUGGAUCAGGAACUAUUUGCACUAGCCAGUGAACCAGUGAACAAUGAAACUGAAAGCAGGGUGGAGGAGCUGCUGGCCCACGGCGCCAGCCCCAACUCCUGCUGCGACGUCUUCGGGCAGUCUGUGCUGCAUGAGGCCGCGCGGCAUGACAACAUUGUCAUCACGGCAGCCCUGUUGAGGGCCGGCGCGCUCGUGGAUGCGCAGUCGUGGAGCGGGGAUGUGCCACUGCACACCGCUGCGCAGGAGGGCUCCCUUCGCGUGCUGCGAUUGCUUCUCGAAGCCAAGGCCAAUGUGAAUGCCAAGAACAGCUUGGGGGAGACACCCCUGCACCUGGCAAGCCUCUUUGGCCAUGCUGAGGUGGUGAGGCUGCUCCUGAAAUUUGGAGCAGACAGGACAGCAGUGUCAGAUGAGGGCAAGACGGCAUUGGACCUGGCCUGCAGCGGCGACUGCCCAGAUGGCGCAGAUCAAAUACCAGGGAUCCUUGAAUCGGUGCCCCAUGAGGCAUGCUACCGCCACCCCUACGUGGUUUCACUUCGAGACGACCUCAACAGGCACAUGUGCAUGGGCAUCCUGAUCGCCCCAACGUGGGUGUUGACCCCUGCACACUGUGUUGGACCUGAUUCGUUCCUGGGCCCUACCCCGCGGGUGGUCUUGGGCGGAUGCGAUCUGGAGGACGACCCCGAUGACAUCGAGAUCGUGGUGCCCAACUCCGCCAUCAUUUUUCCUGACUGGGACGGCAGCGUCUUCAAUGGGAAUGACAUCGCGCUGCUCGAGCUAACCGAAGCCUCGCGCUACCAGCCCGCCAUCCUCCCCCACUUCGAGUCCAACGUGACCGUCCACCGCCACCAAAACUUCGUGGUGCUGGGCUUCGAUGUGUCUGGCGACGGCUCGGUGGAUCUCAACCAGGACCUUGAGGCCCAGACCGUGGCCAACUCCCUCUGCGGCGCUCCCACGGCUUGGGGCGACUCGAUCAUCAAGGACAGCAUGGUUUGCGCGUUUGGCCUCGAAGACCAACAGCAGCGAUGCGGAGGCCGCAGCAGCGGGGCGCCUCUGUUGGCGGCAUUCGCACCAGAAGGGCACUUGGCGAGGGGCGUGCCUCAGGCGGACAUCUUGAUCGGAAUAUCAUCGUUCGGCGAUGAAGAGAGUGCGUGCGGAGAGUCCAACAUUCCGGGGGUCUACACCAGGAUCUCUUCAUUCCUGGAGUGGAUCAAACAAAGGGUAGACUCAAAUGGCGAACGGAGUCCGGAGGCGAGGGAGCGGCCGUCAAUCCUGGACGAGGAGCUUUUCAUAGCUGCGACGGACGGCGACCUCCCUGCCGUCAGGCGCCUGAUCGCCAAGGGCGCGGACGUGGACAUAACCCACACGCGCUUGGGCAACGCCCCCUUGCACGUUGCCGCCUGGCACGGCCACACCAAGGUGGCGGAGGCGCUGAUUGGCGCCGGCGCGAACGUGGACAGGGAGUCUGACAGGCAGGGCAUCACGCCACUGAUAAUGGCGUCCUGGAGGAACCACGAGGGGGUGGCGGCGGCGCUCAUCGCCGGUGGAGCGGACGUGGACAAGGCCGACGACACGCAGUUCACGCCCCUCCUCCAGGCGAGCCACCGGAAGCACCUGGGCAUCGUCCUGCAGCUGCUCAAGGCUGGCGCGGACAUCGAGCUGGGGACCACCGGCGGCGUCACCCCCCUCUAUCUCGCGUCGGUGAGCGGGUCAGUGCCUAUCGUCCGUGCCCUUUUGGGCGCAAAGGCGGACCCCAACAACGGCGAUUUUGACGAACACACCCCUCUCCAUGCGGUGGCCCGUCGCUUGGGGGUUGAAUUCGAGGAGGUGGCUUCGCUGCUGAUCGCUGCGGGGGCUGAUGUGAAUGCGCGAACCAUUAAUUCGGCCAUGGAGACGCCCCUGGCGGCCGCGGCGAUUUACGGAAACGUGGGUGUGGCCAAGGUGCUGCUGGACAGCGGGGCGGACCCAAAGAUGAAGGUGCACGGGGGGAAGAAGAUAGCGGGCUUGAUAUGCAUAUGCAAGGAGAGGCCCAAGCAGACGGGGAGGUGUGCCAAGGGGGCUUGCGGCGGGAAGGACGCGAAGGCGUUGAAAAAGCUGCUGAAAAAGAAGCGUUGA
Ostreobium quekettii is the source of this 2192-nucleotide messenger RNA. NCBI's taxonomy places the organism in Eukaryota, Viridiplantae, Chlorophyta, Ulvophyceae, Bryopsidales, Ostreobiaceae. The record is from the annotation of a GenBank genome assembly.